ACGUUAUURCCAGAAGAGCCCCCUGGGGCUGCCUGGCCCAUGGGGCACUCGCCACUGACCACAGUCGCCACCACCAGCGGAGCCAGCGCCCGGGGCGGCGACGGGUGGCCGAGUCCCAGACCACGCUGGCCCCCUGCCCUGUCUGCUCCGAGGCUCCCUGGCACCUUGGGGACCGGACACACCUCCGGCGGGGCACAGCCGGGGGCUGGGGCUUUCCCUUUUUAGCUGCCCGGCUCGCAGGGACCGGCCACACUGCAGGRCAGCGCCGGCAGCCCCUCCGCGGCCAUGGAGCGGGCUCCAAACCUGCUUCUCUUGUGCAUCUUCACCUUCGCCAUGGUCCCGGAUGCCGAAGCCAAGGACCAGAGCAAGGCAGCCAAGGGCAGGAGAAGGGGCCUGGCACGGCCCCCAACAGCCACCCCUGCCCUGGCCUGGGCCCCGGACGAGCCCUACAGCAGCAUGGCAGAGUACGAGCACAGCAUCCAGGACAUGGUGCGCCAGCUGAGGAACGGCUCCGAGCCGGGUGACGCCAAGUGCCAGGUGAACCUGAGGCUCUGGAGGUCCAACCGCAGGAGCCUGUCCCCCUGGGCCUACAGGAUAAACCACGAUGCCACACGGAUCCCAGCAGACAUCCCCGAGGCCCGCUGCCUGUGCACUGGCUGCAUCAACCCCUUCACCAUGCAGGAGGACCGCACCAUGGCCAGCAUUCCCAUCUACAGCCGGCUGCCCGUGCGCCGCCUGCUGUGCCCAGGGCCGUCUGAGGCGGGGCACCGACCCUCGGCCAGGAAGAAGUGCCACAAGAAGUACCAGAUGGUGAUGGAGACCAUCGCUGUGGGCUGCACCUGCAUCUUCUGAGGCUGCAAAGCUAACCCCUGCAGCUCCCCACGGCCAUCUAACCAGCUUGCUCCUGCUUGCCAUGCUUGCCCAGCCCUGGGAGAGGUCACCUGGCUGGGCAUCAGGGUGAGAGCAGUACCCUGUGCAGGAGGUGCUCAAAAUUCCCCUGCAGACUCCAUCAGCCCCAGCAGCUGCUUUGGGGACACCAGUGCAGAGGCAGCCCCUGUGAGCCACCCACGGGACCCAGCAGCCAUGCAGUGCCACCCAGUGCCCCCAGCCUCCAGGGAGGAGCUCAGCUGCAGGCUGGGGAGAGAGGGAGGCAGCUGCCCRGGGUCCCUCUGGCUGGGCAGGAUCGGGAUUGGGAUCGGGAUUGGGAUUGGGGAAGGAGGAGGCCUGAUCCCGAUCCCGAAGUCCCCAUUUCCCUUUGUUUGCUGCCUCGCUGCAACAGCUCCAGUAAUGCCCAGCCCUCCCAUCUUUCCCAGUCCUCCCCAGCGCUCCCCCAAGCUCCACUGUGCCAGGCUGGGCAAUCCAAGGAGUUGGGCAAGCUGCUGCUGGUUUGGGCAGCUUCUGCGGUCUCAAUAAAGYGCAUC
Molecule: messenger RNA, 1421 nt
Organism: Malurus melanocephalus (red-backed fairy wren)
Lineage: Eukaryota; Metazoa; Chordata; Aves; Passeriformes; Maluridae
Gene: IL17B
Product: interleukin 17B
Exons: 3
Coding region: 286-852 (188 amino acids)
Biological process (GO): inflammatory response
Cellular component (GO): extracellular region
Molecular function (GO): cytokine activity
Source: RefSeq, a predicted model, not a curated record